AUGAUUUAUUCCACCUUGAUUCUCGCCGUCUCGGUAGCGGCAGUCAGCGCCCAGGGUGUACAAUACAACGCAGCAUCCGGACUCUUCUCCUGCGACGACAUGCCAACCGGGUCAUACUGCCUCAUGAACUCCAUGAAAGGCAGCAUCCUCAUCCAAUGCGAGAACAGCAUGGGGAUGCCCAUGAACUGCAACGAUGAGUUGAAAGGUGUGUUCCCGGCUGGUAUCACGCCGAAAGGGAAUAAUUUCGCGCCGUGCUAUCAGUCGAAUAAGACGGCUGGUGAUGCUGUGUGCUCGAAGAAUUGUAUUGCUCAUCCUAUGGAUGCAAAUGGAAUGGAGACUGGGGAAUACCCGCUUCCGCCGUCGGCGGAUUGUACGCCUAUUGCUAAUCCUAAUGCAUCGAGAACUUCCGCAAUGGCAGGGAGUUCGAGUUCUGCUUAUACGGCGUCUGGACUGAAUCCUGGUGCUACAUCAUUGUCUGGGCCGAUGUUCUCUAGCGCUCCAAACGCAGGUCCAAAUUCAAGACUUGCUGGGCCUUCAGCAUCUAAUAUGGUUUCUUCGAAUGCUGGGGGUUCUUCAAGUCAAGCAACAGCAUCUGCUGGAUCCUCGGCCUUGAAUAUGGGUCCCUCCAACGCUGCGAUAUCAAAACAAAGUUCAGCACCCGCUGCAUCGUCUUCUUUGGCCAGCGGUGCGUCUGCUAGUCAAUCACGAACAGAUACUACCCGAAUGGUCGGGCCAACAGGAAAUUCCGGAACCGGCAACAAUACAAACAACAAUCCAAAUGGCAACAACGGAGCUGGUGGCGGCAUUACCACUCCCACUCCCAAGUCUCCAUCAGGUCCACAAUCGACACCUGCACAAUUCGAAGGUCAAGCCGUGACCAACUCAGCUGGAUUUGCACUCGUGGCAAUCGGAGUUUUCGUCGCUUACUGUCUUUGA
Messenger RNA from Glarea lozoyensis ATCC 20868, 936 nucleotides. RefSeq lists its product as uncharacterized. The record is from RefSeq and is a predicted model, not a curated record. The transcript is spliced from 4 exons. NCBI's taxonomy places the organism in Eukaryota, Fungi, Ascomycota, Leotiomycetes, Helotiales, Helotiaceae. Bases 1 to 936 code for a protein of 311 amino acids.